This is a messenger RNA of Aspergillus mulundensis, 1011 nucleotides long. Its product is annotated as WW domain-containing protein. The transcript has 3 exons. NCBI's taxonomy places the organism in Eukaryota, Fungi, Ascomycota, Eurotiomycetes, Eurotiales, Aspergillaceae. Bases 1 to 1011 code for a protein of 336 amino acids. Gene Ontology annotation, molecular function: protein binding. The record is from RefSeq and is a predicted model, not a curated record.
AUGUCGUUCUUCAAGGAGCUCACGAAGGAGUUCAAGGAGCUCAAGGCUUCGCUUUCUGGGGAUGGAGAUAAGGAUAAGGACAAGAAGGAGGAGAAGAAGGAUGAGCAUGCACCCGAAGGCGAGGGGACACGCGCCUACGACCCAUCCCACGACUCCGGCUACGGCUCCAACCCAAACUACGGAGCUCCAGCCUACCACGACCCAUCGCCGGCCCCGAGCCCCUACGGCGGCCCUCCACCCCCUGCAGUGAGCAGCCCGCCCGCCGGACCACCGGGCGCACCGCCCCUGCCCCCCGGCUGGGUCGCGCAGUUCGACCACAACAGCCAGCGCUGGUACUACAUCGAGCAGGCAACCGGUAUUUCCCGGUGGGAGCCGCCUGCGUACACGGCGCCGUACGGGCAGUACGGGCAGUCCCAGGUCCCGCAGUAUGGUGGGGCGCCGGUUUAUCCGCCUGGUCAGUACCCUGGACCGCAUGGGGGUCAAGACCAGGGGUACUAUGGCGGCCAGGACCGCGGGUACCCAUCUCAAGGUGGGUAUCCGCCGCAGGGAGGGUAUCCGCCUGGACCGGGGUAUGACUACUCGCAUGGAGCUGGAGGAGAGCAAUACAGUGGUGAGAAGGCGGCCAAGGAUAAGAGCAAGGAUGACAAGAAAAACAUGCUUCUUGCGGGCGCUGGAGGACUCGCACUUGGUGCGGUUGGAGGCGCACUGAUCGCCGAUGCUCUUGACGAUUCCGACGACGAAACCCGCGCCGCCGCGGCCGCCGCAUCCGGAGGCGCAACGGCACCACCACCGGUCGUCGCACCACCACCCGAUGGUCUGCCCCCCGACGAGACGGCAGACGGUGACUCCGUCUCCUCCAGCGACCGCGAGGACGUCCUUGAGGCUCGCCAGGAGUACGAGCAGGCGCAGCUAGCCGCCCAGGACUCCGACGCAUCGAGUAGCGAAGAAGAGGCGCUUGAGGAGGCGAGGGAGGAGUACGAGGAGAUUUAUGAGGAGACGUAUGAUGAUUAG